Messenger RNA from Poecile atricapillus (Black-capped chickadee), 2338 nucleotides. Its product is annotated as WAS/WASL-interacting protein family member 3-like. The transcript is spliced from 6 exons. NCBI's taxonomy places the organism in Eukaryota, Metazoa, Chordata, Aves, Passeriformes, Paridae. Bases 1079 to 1900 code for a protein of 273 amino acids. The record is from RefSeq and is a predicted model, not a curated record.
CAUGCGAUGAGCUCUGGACACGUCUCCCAGCUUUCCCUCCUCCCCGCAGCUGUGCAGCAGAUGGGCUUGGAGGAGCCCCUGCUUGGCACAGGGCCGAGGGCCCACAGGGAAGAACGGUCCCCAGUGGGGCCCCCCCGGCCCGCCGAGGCCAGAAGGGCCGAGCACAUCCCCAGCCAGGAAAAACAGAGGCCCCAGCAUGGAGCACACGGUGCCCCGUCGGCACACACCACAGAGCACUGGAAUAACAGCCCUCGCUCCCGAGCCUGCCGCCUGCUAUCAAAGGGCCCUUCUUCUGCUCGGCCUCUGCAGGGAUGGGGCCGGGGGCCCAUCGAGGGCUGGUGGUGAGAGGAGGCAGCUGCUCCACGCCGGCGGGCACUGGCUGCACCCAGUCAGGCGCCGGGCACGUCCCGCCCCAUCACCUUAGGCCAGCUGGGGGUCCCUGGGGCAAACGGGUAUAUGCCACUGCCAGGCCCAAGCGGUGUGUGGGUCACUUGGGUCGAGCUGUGGCGAGCAGUGUGUCCUCAGGAGCCCUGGGCAAGCCCCAGAGGGGCUGCGUUGGUCCUGCCCAGGCACGGUGCACCGCCGAGAGCCCCUACGGCUAGCUUUGCCCUAUGUGGUGGUCCCAGGGCACUGGGACGAGAUGACAUGGGGGACAUGGACCCCAGAGGUGGGGACAGCCCUGCUCCUGUAGUGCAGCGUCGGCAUCCCUGUGUCCCUGCAGCCCGGCGACCCCAUCCCCCUACAUUCUCAUCCCUCUGCACUCCCAUCCCCUGUCCCUCCGUGUCCCUGCGCCCCACACAGCCCCGUCCCUCCGUGUCCCUGCGCCCCACACAGCUCCGUCCCUCCGUGUCCCUGCGCCCCACACAGCCCCGUCCCUCCGUCUCCCUGCGCCCCACACAGCCCCGUCCCUCCGUGUCCCUGCGCCCCACACAUCCUCGCCCUCCUCACCGUCCCCCCCAAGCCAACCGCUCUCCCGCCCCGCCCACUCCACCAGGACCACGCCCAUUCCCGGUCUAACUCAGCCUCUUGCCCCGCCCAGUUCGGGCCACGGCCGCGCCCCCUCCGAAUCUCUCCGCCAAUGGAAGGCGCGCACGCGCGCGGCUCCACCCCCGGGCGCGCGGCCGCCGCGCACCGUCUCCAUGGAGAGAGGCGCGUUCCGCCGCGCGCACGCGCUAUGGAGCCGGGAACCGGCUGCGCCGGGGACUGCGGCCCAGGCUGCGGGCAGCGAAACCCUUUGGGGACCGCUCUGACAAGCCGUGUGGGUCCCAGAUGCCAUGGGGAGAGGCCACCGUGCAGGGUCCAGGGUGAUAAGCCCCUGCCUGAGGUGCCCGUGGAGAGGCUCCCGUGCCGCGGUGAGACACUGACAACCACCGCCAAGAGGCUCCAGGAGAUGUUAGACACAACCAAGCCGCCCCAGGAGAUACCAGACACAGAUGAGCUGCCUACUGUGGCCCUACCAGUUGUGCCCAGCAGGGUGCCAUCCCCAGAGACUGGGAAGGAUCCCUCUGAGAUCAAGCUGCCUCCCUGGCUUGGAAAGUGGGGGACUAGCCCUGAUAAGGAUUCGCCCACCACAGUGCCGGCGCUGCCCCCCACCCCACCCGUGCCAGCAGAGAAGCCCAGCCAGUCGGUGCCUCAGCGGAGAUGUGUGAGCCACGACUGGCAGAAGGAGAUAAUCGUGGACCCUCUGGACUCUCGGCCACAGAAGGAUUUGGGCAGUGAGGACGUCGAGCAUGGCUACCAGGGAUUGCCGAUCCACCAGUUUCUCUCCUCACUCACUGACAGCUCCCCCCCAAAGGACUGUCCAUCUCUGAGGGCCCUGCUACUGGGGCAAGGGCAGCGGAAGGCCACGCUGGCAUCCAUGCUUUAUGAGAAAUACAGGCAAGCCUGCACUCCUGCAUGAGACCCACCCUUGGGGCUUUGCCCCAGAGGAGGGGACCUGGGGAGGCAGGGAUCCCAGAGCUGAGAGAUGUGGGGUCUGCUCUGACUGCAGCAAGGAGACGGAGGAGGAGAUCCAUCCCUGCCCGAGGCGCAUGGAAUCUAUCUCCACCACGCACCAGGACUACCGUGCCACGGGUUUCCAGUCCACACCCCAGCCCAUCACACAGCCUCACAACUACUUAACGGAGCAGCCAACAAGCUUCUGGAUGGAGCAAGCCCAUGGGCUACCGGGUGUCACCGCCCUCUUCGGCAGAAACAUUCCCUUCAAGAGGAAUGCAGCCUUCUCCACUCCCAUUACCAUGUACUUAGGGCAUCCCAAGCCCUUCAACCUCAGUGACCCCUACGACCCCUUGAGCAGCCAGCUUCAGCCCCACAAGCAAUAAAAAUCACAAUGUGAUUG